UUUGCGUGCACCUGUGCGCCCUUUGCUGAUCCUGAUCCGCUGGGCAUCUUUCGCGGCCCCGCAAGGCAAUGCUGUCAAGAUUUGAGUUUAUAGCUUGGGGUUUGUUUACUUCGAGCUAUAACGGGCAAAAGCAGUUGCAAUCAUCAAUUCACAUACUUGGGAAUGACUCACAGCCCGCUGGGAUCUAGAAGGCGCAUGGAUUUUUGCUUAAAUUCGAGGAGGAAAGUCGAGCUGAGAAAAGCAGUUAGCCCGAACUUUGCCCUCUUCUGUCGUUUCCUUUCACGCUCAAUCCAAUCGCCAUGUAUCACACCAAAGGCUACGAAUCUUUUACUUCACCCCGUUCAAGCUUAAGUUUGUCACCUACCCCGACUUUCACCAGAAUAAGAUUCAACGAUAAUCCCCAAUAUAUCGAACCACCAAGCCCCCCUAUGUCUAUUUCAAGCCCGACUUUGUACUCCUCCGGAGACUACACUCAACCAAGUAGUCGGGGAUCUCCUCAGUCUAAUCUAAAUUCUUCUAUCAAUCCUUUACUCAGACAUCAAAGUUCGACUUGCAUCAAAGUCGGAUUCUACUCCAGCUCUCGCGACCUCCGCUACCGUGCCAACAACAGCAACGACUCCCUAGCACAAUCAGCAUUGGGACCCGGAAUCCAAAUAGACACCAUCGCCAUCAUGGCGAACGGUCUACCAUGGACAACGACUAUAUCAGCGCUGUCCCUAGGUCACAUAGUAACCGUCGGCGAUGUCCUCACGGAGCUCUUGAAAUCCCUGGAGGUUCCAGUUACACACUCCGAAUUCCAUCGCGAUUCUUCAGCAAGGAGAGUCGACGUCCAGAGGAAUUUCGCGAGUCGAUGCGCGUUUGUGAGUAAGAGGACCAACUCCCGGUUGGAUGAAAACGAUGAUUGGAAUAGAGGGGUUAUCCGCAGAGGGGAUUAUUUGGGUGGAUGGUCGUUUAGGGGGUUGACAGUGCGGGGCGUGGAGGGUGCCACUAUGUCCAUGAAGCUGCAUUGGGUUGCCGCAAGCUCGGACUAGGUGGCCCUUUUCUUUCUUCCUUCUCUUUUUUUUCCUUUCUGAACGUCAUGCUGAGUAUGGCGCAUGUCUCCUCGCUGUCCUCUCACUCCCUACUCCGGACGCUCUUGUUGUAUCUUCUCCUUCCCGCUCUGUUUUCUGCCAUUUUGAUUUUUAAUACUAGCUCCCCGCUAUCUCUUAAUCCCUGCUCCGGACGCUCUUGUUGUAUCUUCCCCUCCCCGCUCUGUUUUCUGCCAUUUUGAUUUUUAGUAAUAGUUUCCCGCUGUCUCUUCCUCCCCAUUCCAGACGCUCUUGUUGUACCUUCCCUCCGCUGUUUUUAUGCCAUUUUUAUUUUUAGAGUGGUAUCCACGUCUAGUUUCUCGGUGUAUUAAUGGAUAUCUUGUAUCUUUAGGCCUCUACCUACC
This is a messenger RNA of Marasmius oreades (fairy-ring Marasmius), 1432 nucleotides long. RefSeq lists its product as uncharacterized. Bases 300 to 1031 code for a protein of 243 amino acids. The record is from RefSeq and is a predicted model, not a curated record. The transcript has 3 exons. NCBI's taxonomy places the organism in Eukaryota, Fungi, Basidiomycota, Agaricomycetes, Agaricales, Marasmiaceae.